CAUUCAACGAUUCACAAUGGCUGAUAAGUCAGUAGGCUCGCCGGAGAACUCGACUGAAAAAGAUCAACAGUCCUACUCCUCCGUCGACACUUCUACUAUGCCAUUCCCGCAAAGUAAUCAAAGUACAAAACACUUAGAAUUUGACCUCCCUGUAGACUCGGAACAUAAGGCCAAGACCAUAAAAAUUUUCUCAUUCGCAAACCCUCACAUGCGAACCUUCCAUCUCUCCUGGAUAUCUUUCUUCUCCUGUUUCGUCUCCACAUUCGCGGCCGCGCCCCUCGUCCCCAUCAUCCGCGACAACCUCAACCUCGUCAAAUCCGACAUUGGAAACGCCGCGAUAGCCUCCGUGUCAGGCAGCAUUUUCUCCAGGCUCGUAAUGGGAGCCGUUUGUGACUUGAUAGGUCCGCGUUACGGCUGUGCAUUUCUCAUAAUGCUCUCGGCACCUACUGUUUUUUGCAUGCCAUUCGUCUCGUCUGCACAAGGCUAUGUCGCGGUGAGGUUCAUGAUAGGCUUCUCUUUAGCGACAUUCGUUUCGUGUCAGUAUUGGAUGAGUAGCAUGUUUAAUGGGGAGACUAUUGGACUUGUCAAUGGCCUGGCUGCUGGCUGGGGAAAUAUGGGAGGUGGCGCGACUCAACUUAUCAUGCCUUUGCUUUAUGAGAUGAUCCGAAAGGCAGGAGCCACGCCGUUCACAGCGUGGAGGAUUGCGUUUUUUGUGCCGGGAUGUUUGCAUGUGGUAAUGGGGCUUCUGGUGCUCGGAUUGGGACAAGAUUUUCCUGAUGGCAAUCUCGGUAGCUUACAAAAGAAAGGAGAUGUCGCUAAAGAUAAAUUCUCCAAGGUGCUCUGGUGUGCGGUGACAAACUACAGAACCUGGAUAUUUUUCCUUCUUUACGGCAUGUCUUUGGGCGUGGAGUUAACUACUGAUAAUGUCAUCGCUGAGUACUUUUUCGACAGGUUCAGUCUGAAACUGCAUACAGCAGGCAUUAUAGCAGCUGCAUUCGGGAUGGCUAACGUGGUCUCUCGUCCAGCAGGCGGCCUCCUGUCCGACAUGGCAACACGUCAUUUCGGGAUGAGAGGGCGCCUCUGGAACCUCUGGAUCCUCCAAACUCUGGGAGGAAUUUUCUGCAUUUGUCUCGGCCGUGCAGACUCCCUCUUCCCCUCUAUACUUUCCAUGAUGUUAUUCUCCAUCGGUGUACAAGCCGCGUGUGGCGCCACGUUUGGAAUCAUCCCCUUUAUUUCGCGCAGGUCUCUCGGCAUUGUCUCGGGACUAACAGGAGCUGGUGGCAACUUCGGGUCCGGAUUGACACAGCUGUUAUUUUUUACUAGCUCUGGCCAUUCAACUGAAUCCGGUUUGUCGUCGAUGGGGUUUAUGAUUGUGGGAUUGACCCUCGCGGUUGGACUGGUUCAUUUUCCGCAAUGGGGGAGCAUGUUUUUAGCAGCGACGACAGAUGAGAAGAAGAGCAAGGAAGAAUAUUAUUACGGAUUAGAAUGGAAUGAGGAAGAGAAAGACAGGGGUUUGCAUUUCGGAAGCCUUAAGUUUGCUGAGAAUAGUAGGUCAGAGCGCGGACGAAAGAAGCUGGUUUCUGAACCAUUGCCACUACCUGAUUCUUCCUCUGUUUGAACUGAUAGUUGUUCUACCAAACGAAACGAAUUUGUGACAGUGUCUGGUAGUUUAUCCACAUCUUUAGUACCUACGUUCGAUUUUAGUAUCUUGGAGUCCUAUCCUAUUAUUGUACAACUAUGUGCAGUCUUAAGGUAUAAGUUUAUAGGUCUUAAUUUACGAGGUUAAAAUCUAUAGAAGAGCGAUGGGAAGGCUAGAAAUAUCAAGCUCUGAGUGUAAUUUUGAACUUUCUUGUGUAAAUCAGCUCCGGGGAACAUCAUUAGGGAAAUCUCAGUAACAUGAAUCUGUAAGGAGAAUGACUGCAAGUUUCCUGGGCAAAGUCUUUGCAUUAGAAUUUUAUUAUCACCAUUACACUAUUACUAUAUCUUGGGGGGACAUAUCAGAAAAUAGCAGCUGGAAUAUUUUGACUGAUGAUCAACCUAAAUCAUAUAUUAUGUUAAAAAGUGU
Messenger RNA from Daucus carota subsp. sativus, 2065 nucleotides. Its product is annotated as high-affinity nitrate transporter 2.1. Gene Ontology annotation, molecular function: nitrate transmembrane transporter activity. Bases 17 to 1618 code for a protein of 533 amino acids. The transcript is spliced from 3 exons. Gene Ontology annotation, cellular component: plasma membrane. The record is from RefSeq and is a predicted model, not a curated record. Gene Ontology annotation, biological process: nitrate transmembrane transport; cellular response to nitrate. NCBI's taxonomy places the organism in Eukaryota, Viridiplantae, Streptophyta, Magnoliopsida, Apiales, Apiaceae.